AUAGAGUAGGCCCAGUGCACUGUGGCCUGACAUGGCAUCUGCAAGCCGUGUUGUGGGAAAGCGCUAUUCAUGUCAUGGCGCCUUUCAGCGGCAGAAGAUGGAUUUAUUUUGCGCCUCUCUUAUUAUGUGCUUCUUAUAACCUUUCAGGUCAGCUUCCAAGAGGCCUUUGGAAAGAGACCGUCACGUGACAUCUGGUGCCAAUGUUCUUCCAGAAGGUCGUCAGGACCCUGGUAGCCGGUAACUCCACUUUUGGAAAUGCAGAAAACGACCUACUACGACAACUCGACGCUUUUCGGAGGUUACUCGUACCAAGGGGCCAACGGCUUYGGCUAUGAUGCUCCUCAACCGGCCUUCCAGUCCGCGGCUCASCUCGAAGGCGACUACCAGAGGUCCGCYUGCUCGCUGCAGUCCCUCGGUGGCAACAGCGCUCCUCCCCAGCAGCAUGCCAAGACGAAAGAGCUGAAUGGCAGCUGCAUGCGGCCCAGCCUGCCACCUGAACACCAACCACCACCCCAGGUGUCCCCUCCGGUCAACCCAGCCAACGCCACCAGCAGCAGUGCCACCGCCACCAGCAGCAGUGCCACCGCGCAGCAGCCGGGAGGCAGCGGUGGGGCCGCCAAAUCAGCGCCCAAGACGUACACUCUGUCCACCAACCCYACCCUCAACAAGCAGAUCUUCCCCUGGAUGAAAGAGUCGAGGCAGAAUACUAAGCAAAAAAACAGCUCUCCAAGCGCAAGUUCAGCUAACGCAGAGAGCAGCGGAGGUGAAAAAAGCCCCCCGGGUUCCGCAGCCUCCAAGAGAGCGCGCACCGCAUACACGAGCGCGCAGCUGGUGGAGCUAGAAAAGGAGUUCCAUUUCAACCGUUACCUGUGUAGGCCUCGCCGCGUGGAAAUGGCCAACUUGCUCAACCUCAGCGAGCGCCAGAUCAAGAUUUGGUUCCAGAACCGGCGUAUGAAGUACAAAAAGGAUCAGAAAUGUAAAGGGCUGGGCUCGUCAUCAGGGGGGCCCUCUCCAACCGGAAGCCCACCCCUACCCAUGCAGUCCUCAGCUGGCUUCAUGAACUCCAUGCAUUCAAUGGCAGGCAACUACGACGCCCCCUCCCCGACAUCUUUUAACAAGUCCCAUCAAAACGCAUAUGCCAUGUCCUCAGCCUACCAAAACCCCAUGAAAAACUGCCCCUCCCAACAGAAGUAUGCCAACACAGCACCAGAAUACGACCCGCACGGGCUACAGGGUAACAGUGGCAACUAUGGGACUCCCAACAUGCAGGGCAGCCCCGUGUAUGUGGGAGGAAACUACGUGGAGUCGAUGCCCACCUCUGGGCCKUCCAUGUACGGCCUCAAUCAUCUACCACACCACCAGGCUGGGAACAUGGACUACAACGGUGCUACGCAGAUGUCAGCAAGCCAACACCACGGACCGUGCGACCCCCAYCCGACAUACACGGAGUUGGCAGCGCACCAUCCUUCUCAGGGUAGAAUCCAGGAAGCUCCCAAGUUAACUCAUCUGUAGUAGCAGGUUUGGGGGAAAAAACUAAAUUACAAUUACAAAUAACUAACCCAUGGGACGCUGCAAUGGGGUUGAAAAAAAAUAUGAUCCAGUGGUUUCUUGCCAUGGCCAAAAAAGUAUUGUCUGUUGUCUUUAUCAUUGUGCGUAUUAGUAACAUUCACUAGAAUUGCGUUUUGAUUAACGGUUUAUUUCCUUGAAUAUGGAGCCCCACCUCGAAAACAAGUAAUUAAACAGUAAUAGUUGGGCUUAAUGGACAGCUAACAAGGUGGGAGAUGUAUUACUGUCAGACCUUUUUGACUCGAUGGAACACAUGUUAUGUCAACGAGGAAUUAUGCUUAGCCUGAUUCCCUGCAGUCAGCACAAAUGGCUAAGCUUGACUGACGUCAAUAUGCAUUCUUCAAUUGGUGCAAGCAAACCACUGGAUUGUUUUCGAUUACUUCCCUUAUUCAUAUUACCUCUCUUUGGAAAUGUCUCACUAACCCACUGUCCAGUGACAUUUUUUUUAUUUUUUACAUGUCCUCGCCAAACAUUGUGGCUUYAAGGGAAGAGCCCCUUCAGCAUCACGCAGAUGCAUAGUAGGCCUACACCCCCACUGGGUUUAUGGUGUUUGGGUUCACAUUGCUAUGCUAUGCUAGCUAACAUCCAUAAACAAACAAACACACACACGAGGACAUAAAAUAGAUAUUUGCUAUGUUGUUAUAUCAUCGUCACAGGGUAAAAAGGAGUUGAGAACUCUUUUGAAAACUAUGAUAGGCUCAUUGCCCCCUCCUCCCCCUCUCUCCCUUCCUACUCUCUCGCUCUCUUUUCUAUCCCUCCCUACUCUCGCUCCCCCUACUCUCUCUCUCUUUCAAUCGAUAGGGUUCACUUACAUUAGCCAAGACUAAUGCGAAAGGCUCACAUUUUCUCAUGUCUUGACUUAACGUGGAAACAGGGUAUAUUUGAACAAAAUGCAUGUCCGGGAACCAAGCUGAAGUGUAGGUUUACACUAAAGCUUUCUCGUCUGGGCAUCAUUGUUGCACUUAGAGUUUACAUUUUGAUGGUUAAGGAAAAAAUACAUCUUAUUUCGGAAACGGAAGACCUCCAAUCAGCGUCUUUCUCAAUGUAUGUUCAAGUGAACAUUCAUAAAUAUAUAUUUAUUUGUUAUAGCCAGUUUAAAUACUUUCUUUUUGUAUUAUUUAUCCCCCAUGUAUUUAUAUCAAGAAAAAAAUGUAAUUUUUUAGUAUUUACCUGUUAUAAAGACGUUGUGUUCUUGUCAUUGUAAGGAAUUAAUUUUAGUUAUUGUAUUUUAGAAAUAAAUAGUUUAAUGUUACCCUUGUACAUAAAUAAUGUCUUGACUUGUACAGGGGGCGCGAGGACGGAAUCAGACCGUUCCUGCAUAGUCGAGAAUUAGACGAAAUAUAGCUAAACACUUUUGGAGAACUUCCUUUGUCCUUUGUAGCUCCUUUUAUUUCAUUGUUAAGAGUUGUCUGUUGAACAAUUCUUUAAUAAAAUGUUAUGUUAUUCAGUU
This is a messenger RNA of Salvelinus sp. IW2-2015, 3016 nucleotides long. RefSeq names its product homeobox protein Hox-B3a. Lineage: Eukaryota; Metazoa; Chordata; Actinopteri; Salmoniformes; Salmonidae. The record is from RefSeq and is a predicted model, not a curated record. Gene Ontology annotation, biological process: regulation of transcription by RNA polymerase II; anterior/posterior pattern specification; embryonic skeletal system morphogenesis. Gene Ontology annotation, cellular component: nucleus. Gene Ontology annotation, molecular function: RNA polymerase II cis-regulatory region sequence-specific DNA binding; DNA-binding transcription factor activity, RNA polymerase II-specific.